Toxotes jaculatrix (banded archerfish) is the source of this 1833-nucleotide messenger RNA. RefSeq lists its product as uncharacterized. The record is from RefSeq and is a predicted model, not a curated record. The transcript is spliced from 2 exons. Lineage: Eukaryota; Metazoa; Chordata; Actinopteri; Toxotidae. Bases 2 to 1435 code for a protein of 477 amino acids.
UAUGAGCCCGUUGUCACAGGGAGCCAUGACAGAAACAAGCCUAGGAAUUUCCGGUGUGGUGUCGACAAUCCUAAAAAGUGCUGCAGCAGGUUUUGCGUUUGGAGAAGCUGCAGUAUUUGCAGUUGAUUCCACACUGACUGAAGAUGGCAUCCUGUUGAAUGCUGCAACUGUGGCAGCCCGUCGAACCAGUUCCACAGGUGUCGGGGUAGUCACGGCGUGCCUCGUGUUCACCUCAGCGCUCAUUUCUCUGGGAAGUGGUUUCCUCCUUGCUGCCAUGGUGAUGAAGCUGUUGACCAGAGUUGGAGUGAGGCUGCCGUGGUUAGUGGAGGCCAUAACUGGGGCCUCUGUUGUGGUGGGUGCUGUCGCUACUGGAGUGUUAGUGGGCAUCCUUCCACCAUGGAUCUACGUUGCGGCCCAAGCUGUUCUCGUCCUUGUAGUCUACUCAUACUCUAAUAUUAACGACAUGACCACAGCUCUGUUAAUCAUCUUCACCACUCUCUAUCUCAGUGUUGUAUACGGUAGGAUGGGUGUCCUACUUGGACUCUUCAUCAUGGGAUUGACUAUCAGUGUCCUUUGUGCCCUACGAAGGGCCCUGACAGAGAGGAUGAUACAAAAACCACAAUCUAAGACCGGGUGCCAACUGCUGGAGAGGAUAUUUUUCUAUUCUGUUUGCGUGGGAAUUCUGGGAUUUUCAGUGGGUUUAGUGGCAGGUGAGGCAGGAGAAGGGUCAGAGGCAGAGGUGGUUUUGAUUCUGAAGUCUGUCCUCUGGGUGGCGUUUCUGUCUGCAGGGCUGCUAGGAGCUGGCCUGGGAACGGUGGCCAUGGUUGGGCUUGGGCCAGAGGUGGCUGGGAAGGUCUCUUUGGGAGCUGCUAUAAUAUCAUCAGUGUCCUUGAGAGCUAUUCUGCAAUCAAGCUCUUCUAUAGGGGCCCGCAGCAGCAUGGGGGCAACGUUAGGAGCAGCUACAGCAGCGGGGGUGUCACUUGGAGCUGCAAGUGUAGCAGCAAAACAAGCCUUCGGAUCUAGAAAUUCAGCUUUAACAGUUUUAGGCUCCGUUGCUGUCAGUGCAGUUCUGGCCACACAAGGUGUAGGACUGAAAGCCACUCUGCUGACAACAUCAGAACUUAUAACCAUCACUCUUGUUGCAGUGGGGGCAUUUGUUUUGGGUGCACCGAAGAGCCCGUUCCACACUCAAGUGAAUCUACAAAGGGGCCUUCUCAUGGGCUCAGAGCUAAUUAAAGAAAUCGGCAUGGAGACAGUCACCGCAGCAGCAGCACCUAUUGGAGCUGGGGCACUUGGGGCUGCAGCGUUAGGCACCGCAGCUCUUGGGAGACUGGGGACUGUGGGAGUUCUGGUGGCUAUAUUGUUGGCUUUGGGAAGUACACUGAGUGGCAUGACAGGAAAAUCACCACCGACAACAAGUGCACACAGAGACUGACCUGCUGGUCACUACAAUAAUGUCCCCGAACACAAGGCCAAACACUUUGUGAGUCUAAGGAGACAGUUUGCGUGGAUUUCCACGCGCAUGUAUGUAUGUACAUGUAGUUGCAUUGCUGCAUGUGUACACUGCAAAAAGUAAAGUUUUACGUUACUUAAAAUUUUGCCCAUUAUGUGAUGCUCUUUUUCAGAUUUUUUUUGUUCGUUUGUUUUUAACAUAAAAAUCCUUUUUACCAUUGUUCAAACCUGACAGUUGUGUCAUGUACAUGUAUUAUUGUCACUACCAGUAUUUGAUAAACAGGUGAGAAAUGUUAACCUGGUGUGUUUAUUCACUGAUACACUGAUCCCUGAGAAAACACAGGACUCAUUACCAUUAAACACCAGAGAAUGAAAUAAAUU